Messenger RNA from Ilex paraguariensis (yerba mate), 2643 nucleotides. NCBI's taxonomy places the organism in Eukaryota, Viridiplantae, Streptophyta, Magnoliopsida, Aquifoliales, Aquifoliaceae. The record is from the annotation of a GenBank genome assembly.
AUGGAAGAAACAGAGAAUGAAUUUUCAAGAAAAUUCAUCUACCUCCUCAUAACAAUCACCACUAUAAUCUCCACUCUCCUCCCCCAUGUCUCCGCCGUCGACGACGACGACGCGGCCAUCAUGGCCAAGCUUGCUAAAUCCCUUUCCCCAACUCCGACAGGCUGGUCCGGCUCCGAUCCAUGCAAAUGGACCAGCGUUUCCUGCGACUCCUCCGGCAGAAUCUCCUCCAUUAGCCUCGGCGGUAAAUCACUCUCCGGCGAAUUACCAUCGGAAUUCAACCAACUCUCCAAUCUCCGGUCCCUCAGUCUGCAAAGAAACCAGCUCUCGGGGGCAUUACCGUCCCUAUCAAACCUCACGUCCCUCGAACGAGUCUUUCUUGACAACAACAACUUUUCUUCCAUUCCUAAUCCUUUCCUCUUAGGCUUGACGAGUUUACAAAUACUAAGCAUCGGUGAAAACCCUAAUCUUCCUCCAUGGACCAUCCCCAAUUCCCUCUUUGAGUCCACAGCGCUUGUUGCCUUACUCGCCAAGCAAUGUAACAUCGUGGGUACAAUUCCAGACAUAUUUGGGAAAUUCCGUAAUUUGCAGAAUCUUAGCCUUUCGUAUAACAAUCUUACAGGUUCUUUACCGGCAUCGUUUGGCAAGUCCCAGAUUGGGAGUUUAUGGCUUAACAAUCAGUUGAUGGGUCUUUCAGGUAGGCUUGAUGUUCUUGGCACAAUGUCACAGUUGCAACAGGUUUGGCUUCAAUCAAAUCAGUUUUCUGGGCCAAUUCCUGAUCUUUCAAAUUGUACUUCCAUAAAUGAUCUUCAGCUUCGCGAUAAUCAGUUAACGGGUGUGGUUCCUGAUUCUAUGAUUUCGCUUCCUAUGCUUCAUAAUCUGUCUUUACAGAAUAAUAAAUUUCAGGGUCCAAUGCCUAGUUUUCCUAAAAAUGUUCAGGUGACACUUGGAGAAACAAACAGUUUUUGUAAUACAAGUCCAGGCCCUUGUGACCCUCAGGUGACAACAUUACUUGAGGUUGCUGGGGCAUUGGGAUAUCCUAUGACAUUGGCUGAGUCCUGGGAAGGGAAUAAUGCUUGUAAACAAUGGAAUUUUAUUUCAUGUGAUUUGAAGGGAAGUGUGAGUGCUAUUAAUUUUGGGAAGCAGAAUUGGGUUGGUACAAUAUCGCCCGCCAUUGCUAACUUGACUGCAUUGAAGAAUUUGCUUUUGAAUGAUAACAAACUCACCGGUUCCAUACCGGAUAGUCUGACUAGUUUAGCACAACUACAGCUUCUUGAUGUCUCCAACAACAAUCUUUCAGGAAAAAUACCACCUUUUGCUUCAUAUGUGAUGCUUAAAACAUCUGGCAAUCCAUUACUUGGCACAGAUUUGCCCUCUGUUCCGAAUAAUACUUCUCCUGGUGGAACUUCAUCCACUGGGACAAAUAGUCCAUCGGGUGGAGCAACUACAACUGAGUCUUCUAUCUCUCCAUGGGGGAUUGUUGGUACCAUAGUUAUAGCUGUGAUCUUAAUUGUUGCUCUGUUUUUGGUAAUAUAUAAAUGCUACAUGAAGAAGCGCAGUGGGAGAUUUAAGUGGGUUAGUGGCAGUCAAAGUUGGAAAGACAAGGAGAAGAAAGAUGCCGGGGCUAAAGUGACUAGCUAUGACGCCCUUGCAAGUGAAUCAUCAGGUCAAAGUAGAGAUCCAAACAGUGAUAUUCACGUCUAUGAUGGUGGGAAUGUUGCUAUUCCAAUAGAAGUUUUGAGAGAAGUGACAAAUAACUUCAGUGAAGAUAACAUCUUGGGUAAGGGUGGAUUCGGCGUCGUCUACAGAGGACAACUCCACGAUGGGACAGAAAUAGCCGUGAAGAGGAUGGAAUCGACUUCGAUGAAUAACAAAGGGCUGAAUGAGUUCAAGGCUGAAAUCGAGGUUCUCACAAAGGUUAGACACAGAAAUUUAGUCGCGCUUCAUGGUUUUUGUGUCGAUGGAAAUGAAAGGCUUGUGGUCUAUGAGUAUAUGCCCCAGGGGACACUGGGGCAGCAUUUGUACCAUUUUGAUGAAAUGGGGUUUCAUCCACUUACUUGGAAGGAAAGAGUCACCAUAGCACUGGAUAAUGCACCUGAAGGGCAAUACUCAGUGGAGACUCGUUUAGCUGGGACUUUUGGAUAUCUUGCUCCAGAGUAUGCUGCUACUGGAAGAGUGACCACAAAAAUUGAUGUCUUCUCAUAUGGGGUGGUAUUGAUGGAGAUGAUUACGGGUAGAGGAGCACUGGAUGAGACAUUUCCAGAGGAUAGAAUUCAUUUGGUUCCAUGGUUCCGAAGAAUCCUUGUUAACAGAGACAACAUCAGACAGUCCAUAGAUCCAUCCCUGGACCCAGACACAGAAACCUUAGAGAGCAUCUUCAAAGUAUCAGAACUAGCAAGACACUGCACUGCUAGGGAGCCAUCUCAGAGGCCGGAUAUGGGCCACGCGGUUAAUGUCUUGUCCCCACUUGUGGAGCAAUGGAAACCCACCAGCGAUGAGGAAGAAGAUGGCUUUGGUAUUAACCUUCGGAUGAGCCUCCCUCAAGCCCUGCAGAGAUGGCAAGCCAGUGAAGGUUCCACGAUGAAUGAUCUGAAUACUUACAGUGAUGCAUCGACGACAUGCGACACAGCAGCCUUCUGGGGUUGA